CGACGCAUGCGCAGCGACACCUAGUGACGAGGAUAGAAAAUGGCGGAAGCUCGAAUGAAAUAUUAACCAGGAACCAUGGAGAAUGAGCAAACUGUAACCACAUCGUCACCAUCUCCAACUAUUACAACCACCUCUGCUUCCCACCCUCCCCCGAUCUCCGUGUACAGCUCAGACCGCCAUGCUGUGCAGGUUAUCCAACAGACGCUGAAUCGACCUCCCAGUUCUGCAGCCCAAUAUCUUCAGCAAAUGUACGCAGCCCAACAGCAACAUCUAAUGCUUCAGACUGCGGCCUUGCAACAGCAGCAUUUGAGCAGCACUCAGCUUCAAAGUUUAGCCUCUGUUCAACAGGCAGGUUUGUCUGGCGACAGGCGGUCUGCUUCCCCUUGCGCUGUUAGCCAGCAGUCCACUGUUCCUCAAACAUCUCUUAACCUCUCCACUUCACCUCCUCCGACCCAAAUUGUAAGUCGAUCACAAACUUCCAGCACAACAAGCAGCAGUAUCACACAGAAAACCAUGUUGCUUGGAAGUACUUCUCCAUCUGCAAGCCAGGCUCAGAUGUAUCUACGAGCCCAGAUGCUUAUCUUUACUCCAGCCGCCACCGUUGCAGCGGUGCAGUCCGACAUUCCAAUGAUUUCGUCAUCUACAUCUUCAGCCUCCAGUCAGUCAUCUGCCACUCAGGUCCAGAAUUUAACACUGCGGAGCCCACCAAUAUUGGAAAUAUCAUGCCCUCAAAGCAGUCCUCCAAAAAUCAAUAACCAUGAUCAGCCCCUUGCUAUGUGUCACAAGACGACCGUGACAAGCUCCAAAACCAUCCACACCAACUCUUAUGAGGGAAGCCAUAAAGGAGAGACUUCUGGAUCAGAAGCCCGCUGCACAGCCCUAGCAAGGACAGCAAGUUUACAUCAGCUUCUUGCACCAGUAUCAUAUUCGUCAGUCCAACCACAUUCUUUGGUUAAACCCCCAACGGUCCAACUCCACCAAGAUCCGCCAAAGCUGCCGCACCAUCAAAUGAUAGUACAACAGCAGCAGCAGAUACAGCAUCGGCAUCAGAUUCAGACCAUUACCUUACAUAACCAAGCCUUAGAGUCUCCAUCUGCCCAACAGUGUGUACCGAUUCAGAGCCCAGCAUUCCUGUCCCUUCCCAGUAGUGCUCAUUCACACCACUGUACCCCUGCCCCAACUCCUCCUCCUCCAUCUCCAACUCUCACACACUCUGCUCACCAGUCUGUAGUUGUGUCACCUUCACCAGUACAAUCCCCAUGUCAGUCUCCAACUAUAAUUAUUCACCCACAAGCCCUACUUCAUUCUCAGCCACCUCUACUUGUGCAGUCACCACUUCCAUCCAGAGAAAAUGCACAGCUGCAGAGCACGUUGCAUCCAUCAUCACAGGUGGUUAUUCCAACACAUCCUUCAUCUACAGUGACUCCAGUAAGCCAUACUGGACCAUCACAUCAGCAUGCAAUAGCAUCCACAGCACAGCAGAUAAUGUCUCCUAUAGAUUCGAUACAGUCAUCACUCCAGUCCUUGCCACAAACAAUGGCAGCCUCCCCAAAUUUACCCGGAACUCUGCCUUCCCAGCUCCAAUCUUUGCCUCUACAGUCCAUGCAGACCAUAUCAGUACAACCAGAAAUCUUAACACCAGGCCAGGUUCUGGUGCAGAAUGCAUUACUAACGGAAGAAGAGCUUCCUGCUGCAGAAGCGCUUGUUCAGCUGCCUUUCCAGACUCUUCCACCGCCUCAGACAGUUGCAGUAAACCUGCACAUGCCACCAGCUCAAGUGGAGCCCUCAGUGGUUUACAGAGUACAAAAUUUGUGUCCGGAAGAGGUGCCAAUGGAGCAACAGGAAUGUGUACGUGUCAUUAUGCAGACCCCUACACCUCCAACACUGUCUCCCCCUGCACUUCCUUUAGGGAGUGGAGAGGAGCUUCCUGCAGAUCAUAUCAUGCAAGGUCUCCCGACAGCGGUGUCUUCAGUCAGUGCCUCAGUUAUUAGGUCCCCAUUUGACAAUUCCUAUGCCUCUAUACCAGCACCACCACUGCUUUUACCAGCUGCUACUACAAGAAGCAAUAGUACCCAGAAGCCUAACAGCAUUCCAGGUUUGGAUAGCAAGAUUCCACAAGCAAUAGUUAAACCACAGAUCCUGACCCAUGUCAUUGAGGGGUUUGUCAUCCAAGAAGGCGUAGAGCCAUUUCCUGUGAAUCGAUCUUCCCUUCUGGUAGAUGAACCUGCCAAAGGACUUCUUCCACAUGAUGAACAGAUUAUGAACCUUACUGACAUGGAGUCAGACGUUCAGAGCACAGCCAAGCUUCCAGACAACUCCACUGACACAGAUGUAGAUGACCUAACAGCCGAGGAAGGUGUCUACGAGGUGGAAUGUGAAAUCUUGGAGUGUGAGUUUUGUGGAAAGAGAGGCUAUUCAAACAUGUUCCUGAGGUCAAAAAGAUUUUGUUCACAGUCGUGUGCAAAAAGAUAUAAUGUAAAUGGCACAAAGCACCUUGGGAUUUACAAGGCUGAAAAAAGCAACAGAUGGAGUAGAAAGUCUGACGGGCAUAUAAGACGACGUGGGAGGCGUCCACACAGCUCCGGAGGGUCAGUGCGAGACCACUACCUAAGACAGCUGUCCACUUCAUAUUCAUUUGCUGAAGUUUUAGAGGAUCCCAUCCCAGUGCCUAUGACCACUCGUCUCCGGAGUAAGAGUGAGAGAGAGCUGGAACUGCGUCGUCUUCAACUAACGAAAACAUCCUCACCAUCUGAGUCACCAGCUGAUACACAGACCGAGCCAUCCCUAUGGACUGUUGAGGAUGUGUGGGUGUUUAUACAUUCUUUACCAGGCUGCCACGAGAUUGCUGAUGAAUUCAGAACACAGGAAAUUGAUGGACAGGCUCUUCUUCUGCUGAAGGAGGAUCAUCUGAUGAGCACUAUGAAUAUUAAGUUAGGACCAGCUCUAAAGAUCUGCGCUCGCAUUAACUCACUAAAGGAAACAUAGUAUACUGCACGCCGACAUCUGUACAGUGAAGAAAUGACCAUCUUUGCAAAUAGUCAUCACAUUGCCUAGUUUUGUAGCCAUUUGUUUCUCGAUGUAAACCUGAUUCGUUAUUGGCGGGUCAGUGGAGAUUGUUAAUACUUUACCACGUGAUGGUUACAUAGAAAACAUACCAUACUGCAGAAAACACAUGGAACAGCUGCUCCUCCAUUUCGUAGGUUGGUCCGCCACCUGAUCAUAUUUCAUUUUAGUCUCUUUGUCUGAUUCUAGAACCUGAAUCAUGUUAGGUAAUUGAGAUUCUGAAAAGCAAGCUGCAUUAUCAUACACAUUUCCCUACAUACACAAGCUUCCAGUGUAUGUUUUCUACCACUUGUAUUUUUCUAUCUUACUGAAAGUGAACCAAGUAUUGCACAACCAAAUUGCCAGUGUUCUUUAUAAUGUAAAACCUAUGUACAAUGAAAGCUCUGUGUGUGAUUUACUAACCAGGAUUAUUCCCUCCAACAUAUUAUUACGGUAUAUCAUAUAUCAGUGACCUCCUCCCAAACAAAGCAGCAGGUCUGAUAAAUGCAGUUUAAGCUGUGUGUAAUGUUGUGCUGACACCACUGGAUAUGCAUGGACUGAAUAAAUGUGGUGUAAAGCCAUAAAAGCAACAUGGCACCAAGAUUUUUUACAGCAUAAGGCCUCAU
Molecule: messenger RNA, 3668 nt
Organism: Bufo bufo (common toad)
Lineage: Eukaryota; Metazoa; Chordata; Amphibia; Anura; Bufonidae
Gene: PHC3
Product: polyhomeotic homolog 3
Exons: 15
Coding region: 76-2985 (969 amino acids)
Cellular component (GO): PRC1 complex; nucleus
Molecular function (GO): zinc ion binding; protein binding
Source: RefSeq, a predicted model, not a curated record